This is a messenger RNA of Mercurialis annua (annual mercury), 1835 nucleotides long. RefSeq names its product phospholipase A1-Igamma1, chloroplastic. The transcript has a single exon. Gene Ontology annotation, molecular function: glycerophospholipase activity. The record is from RefSeq and is a predicted model, not a curated record. Lineage: Eukaryota; Viridiplantae; Streptophyta; Magnoliopsida; Malpighiales; Euphorbiaceae. Gene Ontology annotation, biological process: lipid metabolic process. The coding region runs from base 137 to 1720 and encodes 527 amino acids.
UUUCAUUUUAUUAGCAUCAAACUUUAAUCUCUGCUCUCAAUCUUUCUUCUUUAUUUUCAAUUUCACCCCUCAAUUUCUAAAAAAACUAACAACUAGAUCCAUCAAUUUCUGAAGAAAAAUAAAACAGUAGCUAGCUAUGGAGAUGUCGCCAUUGCAAAAACCUGGUCUAGUGAAGAAGACAAUGUCAAAAAAUGCAAGAAAAAUAUGGAAGUUUAAGCUUACUGUUACUUGGAAAGCUUUCAAGAACGCUUUUGCAAAAAGGUUUCGUCGUCGUUUAAGCCCUAAAACUAAAACCAACGUCAAACAGCUUUCCGCCGUGAAAACUCAUCAACAACCGCCGCCUCAAACAAUCAAGAAUAACUCUAGCCGUCGUCCCCGGAAGACACUAGCAAAGCUUCUCUAUGUGCCUUAUACGGCGUCAGAUUUUCUCGACAAAGGCGACGAAAUGACUCCAACAAUCUCUCCUAAACAGAAUAUAUCCGCAAUAUGGCAGGAAUUACACGGCUCUUCCAACUGGGAAACUCUUCUCGAUCCGCUCCAUCCUUGUCUCCGACGAGAGAUUCUCAAAUAUGGAGAGUUCGUCGGAGCAACUUACGAUGCCUUCGAUUUCGAUCCGUUAUCCGAAUAUUGCGGCAGUUGUAGGUUCAACCGUCACAAGAUGUUUCAAGAAUUAGGGCUUACAAAACACGGUUACAAUGUCACAAAAUACCUCUACGCCAUGUCACACGUUGACGUGCCGGAUUGGUUCGAAAAAAUAUACACUACAUGGAGCAAAGAUUCAAAUUGGAUGGGGUACGUGGCUGUGAGUGACGAUCAAGAAUCACGAAGAAUUGGACGUCGAGACAUAGUCGUGGCGUGGCGUGGGACAGUGGCCCCAACCGAGUGGUUCUCCGACCUUCGAACGAGCCUCGAGUAUUUCGACGAAGAACACGAAGAAAAGAAAAUUAACAUUAAGGUACAAGAAGGGUUUCUAUCAAUUUACAAACAUAAAGAUCAAGAAACGAGAUACAAUAAACAAAGUGCUUCGGAGCAAGUUAUGCAAGAAUUGAAAAGAUUAGUUAGCCAUUAUAGAGAAUUCUAUGGCGAGCAAAAGAUUAGCUUGACGGUCACGGGUCAUAGCUUAGGUGGUGCAUUAGCACUUCUUACAGCAUACGAGGCUGCAAUUACAAUCCCUAAUAUUUUCAUUAGUGUCAUAUCAUUUGGCGCACCGAGGGUUGGUAACUUACGAUUCAAGGAAAAGCUUAACGAGCUCGGAGUCAAGACACUUCGCGUGGUGGUCAAGCAAGAUAUAGUCCCGAAACUUCCGGGGAUCAUAGUGAACAACAUUAUCAACAAGAUCAGCAAAAUCACUCGAAAAUUGAAUUGGGUUUACCGACACGUAGGAACGCAAUUAAAACUCGAUAUGGACACAUCACCUUACUUGAAGCGCGAUGCUGACAUGUCAGGCUCGCAUAACUUGGAGGUUUAUCUUCAUCUAUUGGAUGGGUUUAUGGGGAAGAAAAUGAAAUUUAGAUGGAAUGCGAGGAGGGAUUUGGCAUUGGUGAAUAAGAGUAGUGAUAUGCUGAUUGAAGAGCUGAGAAUACCAGAAUUUUGGUACCAAAUGCCACAUAAAGGACUCGUUUUGAACAAAUAUGGUCGAUGGAUUAAGCCUUGUAGGGAAGUUGAAGACAUUCCUUCUCCAUUUAGUACUCAAGUUUCCAAGCAUGAGCUUUCAUUUUAGAUUUGUAUGUCAAAAUUACAUUUUUUCAAUUUUUAGUAUUAAUUAAGAUCAGUGUAAAGGAUUUGAUUACUCAGAAUAUUUGAUUGAUUAAGAAGUUCCAAUUAAUUAUUUUUUA